Messenger RNA from Argiope bruennichi, 2972 nucleotides. Its product is annotated as glycosylphosphatidylinositol anchor attachment 1 protein-like. The record is from RefSeq and is a predicted model, not a curated record. Lineage: Eukaryota; Metazoa; Arthropoda; Arachnida; Araneae; Araneidae. Bases 138 to 2030 code for a protein of 630 amino acids. Gene Ontology annotation, cellular component: membrane; GPI-anchor transamidase complex. Gene Ontology annotation, biological process: attachment of GPI anchor to protein. The transcript has a single exon.
CCUUUCGGGUCGGCUUUCAUGUUAGAAUUGUUGGUAAGAUUGCGAGUAAAUUUACAUUUACUUUUAUUAUAUAAUUAACUUUUAAAUAUUUUUUAUCACGAACUAAAAGUAGUCAUAAAUUAAUGUCAUUUUGAGACAUGGGUCUUCUUAAUGAUUCAAAAAUCAGAAAGAAAAUGUGUACCAUACUUAUUCAGCAUUCAAACAAACUGAUAAUCCUUAGUUUUGUCUGUGGUAUUGUCUGGUUUGCAGUCUUGGCAUCUGAUGUUUUCAAUAACAAAACUUAUUUUUCUGAAAAUGCUCUGCUACCAGGUCUUGUUGUUCGAGAAUUUAAUCCACGUGCAGCACUUUCUCGUUUACUAGAUGCUAUGAAUAAGGAAGUAUCUGCUCUUUCUUUAAAAGCAUUACCUUCAGCAAUGAUUCUGGAACAGUUUCGACAACUUGGACUCGAUGUGUAUGAAAAUAACUUCACAGUUAAUUAUCCUCUAGAUGCGUUGUCAUAUUUUAAAGGCAGUAAUUUGUAUGCCGUUUUGAGAGCUCCAAAAGUGGCCAGCACUGAAGCUAUAGUUAUCUCAACCCCGUACAGAGGUUAUAAGAGUAAGGAUGGAAGCACGAUACCUUCCAUUGCAUUGAUGAUCGAACUUGCCCGAGUAUUCCGAAGACAUGCAUAUUGGAGUAAAGACAUUAUAUUUCUUGUGACACAGCAUGGAAAUAUUGGUUUCCAAGCUUGGUUGGAUGCUUAUUUUGGUGUUUUGACAUCAGAUUAUAUUAUGAGUGAGAAACUUCACAGUACUAGUGGACUGAUACAAGGAGUUAUAAAUCUUGAAAUUACUGAUUAUUAUUUUUCACAUGUUGAUAUUAAAAUUGAAGGUUUGCAUGGUCAGUUACCUAAUUUGGAUCUCUUUAAUUUAGUUGUUGAAUUAUGCAAUCGCGAAGAAAUACCUGUCUCAUUUCAGUCUCGGUUCAAUAAGUAUCCUUUAAAAACUCAAACAUGGGAAAGCUGGUGGCAUAAUUUAAACACAAUGGGUCACAUGGUUUUGUUUCAAGCCACAGGACUUCCAUCUGGUGGCCAUGGGUUGUUUCAUCGUUUUGGUAUACAAGCUUUAACUAUAAAAUCUGUAACUGAUAAAAGAUCAGGCCGUGAAUCUGUUUCUUUGAUACAAAUGGGAAGAGUGCUGGAAGGUUCUAUAAGAAGUUUAAAUAAUUUGCUUGAAAAGUUCCAUCAAUCUUUUUUCUUUUAUUUGUUACCAAGCACUCGAAGUUAUGUAUCUAUUGGAUUGUAUAUGCCACCUUUUGCAUUAAUUGCAUUACCCGUUAUAAUAAAAGCUCUAUAUUUGUACUUAAAAAUUCAAACUUCAAACUCUAAUAAUUGCAUAUAUUCAACUGAAAGCAGUAUUAAUUAUUUCAUAACUUUUGAGGCAUUUGGUUUAAAUUUACUUUUUGGCAUGAUGAUGCUUUUUUUUCCUAUGUGUCUGAAUUAUAUACAAAUGUCAUCUUCAUUUUCCAAUGCAGAUUUGUUAUAUUUGGUUCAGUUAAAAAUAAUGUUUUCAUGGUAUUUAGUAACUUAUUUUUUUUAUGCUGAUUAUGAGGUAAUGAAGAGAGAAUUUUAUUUUAAGAUGUGCUCAGUCUUGUUGAUGUUAGGUGGUUUCCUGUUUACACUAGCAUUAGUAAAUUUUUCACUAGCAUUAAUAUUAAGUUUAUUAUUUGUUCCUAUCAGUGUAACUCUACAUUAUAGUGGGAAAUUAUCAUUCUUGCAGUAUUUUUAUUUCAUUCUGAUCAGUCCAUUGGGGUUUACAUACUUGAUUGCCUUUGUUGAGUCAUAUAUUAAUGCUGAGUCAUAUAAUACUGAGUCAUAUAGUAUUGACUUUAUCUUGACACUUGUAAUAGAUACUAUGAUAAGACAGAAGAUAUUAUUAAUACAAACUGUAGAGGAUAUGUACCUCUUUGGCAACUGGAAUUUCAAAAUUUUAUCUUUAAUUCUGUCACCAUUAUGGCACCAUUUACUGUCAAUAAAAUUAUUAAAAGUAAAGUAACCUAUAUAUUCUUUCUAUAUAUAGGUCUAAGUAAAGUUACACAUAUACCUAUAUAUUCAUUCUAUGUACCUACGUAUUGAAGUCAUUUUUCUUAUAAUAUGCAUUCCUAUAUACAUUACGAUGUGAAUUACUAAAUAUUAUCCCUAAAAGAAGUUCAUAUAUACUUCAGAGAAUAAAUGAAAUUUACAAAGUUAAAAAUGUGUUUGGUUUUUAGUUAAAAUAUUUUGUACUGCAUUUGAAGUAUGUAUAAAUAAUAAUGAUCAAUAUCACUUUUCUGCUAUUCAUCAUUUGUCAAAAUUUGUUAAACAUAGCAACUUUAUGUACAAAAAUUGUUAAAAAAAACCUUGCACUUUUUAUGGUUUUAUGAUAAUGUUUCACUCUUCUUGACUUUAGUGGCUACUACACUUUCAAAAAAAAAUCUUAUUUUUUAAAUAAUACUAGAGCAUUGCAUUUUGUUACAAUUAAAAUUUGUAUUUAGGGUGCCUUUCCACCUGAAAAUAUAGAUGUUUGAGAAUAAUUGUUUUACAGUAUUAUUGGGCAUCCUUUUAUAAUUGUUUUACAGUCUUGAUUGGCAUCCUUUAUGAAAUUAAAAAUACUCUAAACUAGAUUUCAACCAAAACUGCUGGCUUCCUUGUUAUUUGUUUGCAAAGCUGUCUAAAAAUAGCAGUGUACAGUUAUUUAAAAUGAUCUCAUUUUCUUUUUCAUUCACUUUUUGUCAUUCUGUUCUUGUAAAUUCAAAUUUUAAUUUUUCAGUAUUUUAACAAUGUAUGUAUUUCAAUGUAUUAAGUAUUUUUUUUAUUUAUUUAAUAUUAUAUUAUUAAAAAAUUGAUACACAUCAUCAAUUAUUUAAAAAUAAUUAACACACUGCAUUUUCUUUGAUAAUGGAACUGUAUUAUAAUCAGAUAUACAAUCUUAGAUAAUUUUAUUUUAAAAUUGUUUUUA